This is a messenger RNA of Galendromus occidentalis (western predatory mite), 1955 nucleotides long. RefSeq names its product CUB domain-containing protein Sol1 (gene Sol1). The record is from RefSeq and is a predicted model, not a curated record. Gene Ontology annotation, cellular component: plasma membrane. NCBI's taxonomy places the organism in Eukaryota, Metazoa, Arthropoda, Arachnida, Mesostigmata, Phytoseiidae. Bases 96 to 1955 code for a protein of 619 amino acids. The transcript is spliced from 11 exons.
CUCGACGAUCCCGCAUACUUAUCUGGAGUCUCGAGAAUCUCUCGCUUGGAGCUGAUCGAGGCGGGCGAGAGUGAGCCGAGGGCGAAACGAUCUGAAUGUUUUUUUUUCUCAUUGCAGAAUGUGAAUGCGUGACAUUCGACUCCACGUUCGACAAGGAGCAUGCCGUGUUCACCUCCCCGGACUGGCCCACACCGUACGACGAGAACAUCGAGUGUGUUCUCUACCGUUUCAUCAGUGGCGAGAAUCAGAUAGUCAAGGUGUAUUUCGAGGAAUUCGAUCUACAAAAAACCAAUAUGGACUGCAUAUUCGGCGAUUACGUCAAACUGUUCCUACAUCUCGGUGACGAGGCUGCUGUCAACGAGAUAACACCGUUCAACUCUGUGCUCUGUGGGAAACUCAGCGACAUUGAGCAGAUCCACUACUCGUCGGGACGGGCGCUCAUCUUCGAAUUCCAUUCAGACUUCCGUCGGAGCAACAGUACCGGCUUCCGGGGAACUUUUCAAUUCCUUAAUAAGGAUCAAUUCAUGACCGAAGGGAUGCUCAUCGAGGACACGCACUGCGACUUCGUCAUGGACUCCGUGAAUAGGACGGAGGGCCGUUUCUUCUCUCCGCAGUACCCCUCGAAUUAUCCCCGUGAAAGCAGAUGCUCGUAUCAAUUUCUCGGGAGGUUUUCCGAACGCGUCAAAGUUGUUUUCGGCCAGAUCCGACUGCAGAAGGGCGACUACAGCUGUUACAAUGCGCCAGACAAAAUAACCAUCCACGACGGAAAGGAUCUCGGCGCACCCGUGAUCGGCACGCUCUGUAAUCGCAACAUGUGGGUAGAGCUGGUUUCCACGGGUCCAGACCUUCUCGUGACCUUCACCACGUCGUCGCACUUCCCUGGACGCGGGUUCUUCGGAAACUUCACCUUCAUCGAGAUGCUCUCUCCGCCGCCAAUUUCCGCCAGCAUCGACCAGAACAUGUACCCAUCAUCGCUCCAUCCGGACAAGGUGUCGUGGGAAACGUUCGGUCAGUUCCCGCAACACGGUGCCACCCAUGCAAACGGCAGCUGCGACAUGGUGAUAUCGUCGAACCACUCCAAGAAUGGCACCAUAACCUCGCCCAACUACCCGAACACAUAUCCGGGCAGCAUUAAGUGCACCUACCACUUCCAAGGCGAGGGGAAAGAACGUGUCCAGAUCAAGUUCACAGACUUCGACUUAUACAAGUCGAGUGACGACUCUCGAGAUUGCGAGAACGUCGAUUCCGUCGUGGUAUUCAUCACGAUCAAAGGACAACGUGAACGGGUGGACAACUUCUGCGGGAACACUUUGCCCGUGCAGAUAAUGAGCAAUGAACAUCGGAUGACGGUCAUCUUCCAGAGCCAUGCUACAGCAUCCCAGCCCGUCCAGGGGUUCAGAGCCAUCUAUCAAUUUGUAACUAAUUUUGGGAUUCCCUCGGGUCGUCAAGACCCGCAAGGUGUCUGCACGUUCAUCUACAACAGCAGUGAGGUGUCGAAUGGGACGUUCACCACUCCCAACUACCCAGGAGUGUACCCAAGAGACACCGAAUGUCACUACUUGUUCUAUGGCAAGGACAAGGAGAAGAUUCACAUUCAGUUUGCUUACUUCGAUGUCGAAGGCGUACCUCCCUGCACAUCGGACACGGCGUCUGACUACGUCGAGUUCUCCAACUUCAAAACCGUAGACCGAAAAAUACCUCGGCAUUGUGGCAAUAUGAAGCCGAACAAAAUCGAAUCAGACUCGGACUUCUUCCGGGUAGCUUUUCGCUCCAAUGAUAAAUUCGACGGAACCGGUUUCGAAGCCUUCUAUCAGUUCCGCGGCGUUCACGAAACAGGUAGGAUUCGUCAUGUUCAUAACGUCAGCGUAACCUCAACAAGAUAUCACGGUGUGAUUUCGCUCCCGAUGAUCACGCUGUUCGCCCUAGUUAUAAGUCGAGUCUGUACCCACAACUGA